AUGAUGGCAAAAACAAAGACAGGAGGGCCUGAUGGUUGCAUCAGGAAUUUGAAAGGGUUGGCACGUGCUACAAACAGUGGUUUCAAAAUUGCUAUUGAUUUUUGUGAGGGAAUCGAGGCCAAACAUCCCAAAAUUACAUAUGCUGACCUAUAUCAGCUUGCUAGGGUUGUUGCUGUAGGGGUAACAGGAGGCCCUACCAUUGACUUUGUUUCGGGCAGAAAGGGAUGUUCGUGGAGCAUCACAUUUAAGGGAUGUGUUUUUAUCGUGUGGGUCUAUCGGACAGGGACAUUGAGGCACUGUCUGGAGGCCACACAUUGGGCUCAUCGGGAUAGAUCAGGCUUUCAUGGUCCUUGGACAAGGGAGCCUUUGAAGUUUGACGGCACUUACUUUGUGGAGCUUUUGAAAGAGGAUUCGGAGGGACUAUUAAAACUACCGACAGACAAGGUUCUUGUUGAAGAUCCUAAGUUCCGGGAAUAUGUUUUGCAGUACACAAAGCAAGAUGAGGAUGCGUUCUUUGCAGAUUAUGUAGCAUCACACAAGAAGUUAUCAGAGCUGGGCUUCACUCCACCUUCCUCAGGUCUCAAAACAAUUACCAAGAACAGUACCUUGCUAGCACAAAGUGCUGUGGGAGUCGCCGUGGCGGCAAUUGUAAUAAUCCUAAGUUACUUCUAUGAAAUCAACAGAAGAGUAAAGUGA
Molecule: messenger RNA, 696 nt
Organism: Dovyalis caffra
Lineage: Eukaryota; Viridiplantae; Streptophyta; Magnoliopsida; Malpighiales; Salicaceae
Source: the annotation of a GenBank genome assembly